Molecule: messenger RNA, 3898 nt
Organism: Cavia porcellus (domestic guinea pig)
Lineage: Eukaryota; Metazoa; Chordata; Mammalia; Rodentia; Caviidae
Gene: Wipf3
Product: WAS/WASL interacting protein family member 3
Exons: 9
Coding region: 215-1663 (482 amino acids)
Molecular function (GO): actin binding
Source: RefSeq, a predicted model, not a curated record
CGCAGCGGCUGCACCGGCGCCGCCUCGGAGCACGGGCGCUGCAGGACGGAGUCCGAAACCAGCAGGCAGCGGCGCGGACGGAGGCGGGAGCUCGAGUCCAGUCCGGCCCAGCAAGAUCCGCGGCAGGUAGCGGCUCCGCGCGCUUGCGCUUGUGCAGAGCAGAAACCACUCUCUCGUGACCUUUUAUUAGGAAGAGACACCUACAGUGUGACCUAUGCCAGUGCCACCGCCACCGCCGCCUCCUUUGCCUCCGCCUCCUCCACCCCUGGCGGCCCCUCCUCCUCCAUCGGCACCCCCGGUUAGCACAGACACUUCCAGGUUGAGAAAGGCAGAUCCAAAAGGUCGGAGUGCGCUGUUGGCUGAUAUCCAGCAAGGAACUCGCCUGCGAAAAGUCACCCAGAUCAAUGACCGCAGCGCCCCACAAAUCGAGAGCUCCAAGGGAACCAACAAAGAGGGCGGAGGCCCUGUGAACUCCCGAGGAGGAAGCACACCCCCAGCCCUGGGAGAUCUCUUUGCUGGUGGCUUCCCUGUAUUGCGACCAACAGGCCAGAGGGAUGCUACAGGUGGCAAAGCAGGGCAAGGCCCUGGCUCGCGCGCGCCGUCUCCCAGGCUGCCCACCAAAACGCUGGGCGGUGCGCUGAACCCGCCUGCGUCUCCCAGGCUGGGCACCGCGCCCGAGGGCGCCGGAGCCCCGCGCACAGUCCCUCCGCGACCCAGCGUGCCCGCCCCGCCUCCGCCGCCCCCGCCCCUGCCUCCACCUCUGCCCCCACCUCUGCCCCCUUCAUCCCCGAGCAAAGCCCCGCUGGUGUCCCCGUCCGGCCUGCCCACCAAAGGGAGCCCCAUUGUGGCAGCGCCCCCUGUCCCCUGCACGCCUCCGCCCCCUCCUCCCACCCCUCCCCCGCUACCCCCUGCACCCCCACUCAGUGACAAGGCAGUGAGGCCCCCACUGGCCCCCUUGCACCUGCCGCCCGUCCCACCCCCGCUGCCGCUCCUCCCGCCCUGUGGGUAUCCUGGGCUCAACUCGGAGAGCGCCAGCCCCGCCCAGGAAGUGCGGGAGCCCCCGACCCCGCCGCCCCCUCCACCACCCCCACCCCCUCCACUGCCCCCCUUCGCCGCGUGCUCCCCCAGGGCACCUGCGCCCCCGGUUCCGGGCGCUAACAGCAACACCGAGGCCCCUCCCCCGCUUCCCCCCAAGUCCCCCAGCUUCCAGGCCCUGCCGCAGAAGCCCGGCGUGCAAGCCUUGCCCGCGCCACCGGGCCCUCCAGGGUCGCAGCCCCUAGUGCAGAAGAAGCGGAUUGGCCGAGGCCCAGGGACCAGUGGAGGAAAACUAAAUCCACCUCCAGCACCCCCUGCAAGGUCCCCCACCACAGAGCUUUCCAGCAAGACCCAGCAGGCCCCAGCCUGGACCCCACCCCCACAGCCUGGAGGCCAGCUACGAAACGGAAGCCUGCACAUCAUCGACGACUUCGAGUCUAAGUUCACGUUCCAUUCUGUGGAAGACUUUCCCCCUCCAGAUGAGUACAAACCAUGCCAGAAGAUUUACCCCAGCAAGAUCCCCAGAAGCCGUACUCCUGGUCCCUGGCUCCAGGCUGAGGCAUCAGGGCAGAGCUCCGAUGACAUCAAAGGCAGAAAUUCUCAGUUAGCCCUAAAGACUGUCCGGUGAGAAGACGGUGAAGCCAUGGUCCUGGGGCUCCAUAUGGCAAGAUGGUACCUCCUGAAGAAAGAGUCUGACUCUACUGUACUCAAGCUACAUGCAGUUGACAUACAGGCUCUGACAGAGCACUUAUUUAUUGUAAAUAUGUGAUUUGCACGGGCUUUAAAGCAGCAUUUUAGUCGACUUUUAUUUGAGUAAUAUUUUUUAAAACACCAUUUCUCCUUUUUUAAAAAAAAAAAAUACAUCAUGGCAUUAGUCUGUACAAAUAGUGCCCUGUCACACCCCAUAGUGUCUAUUCUGUGACUGUAAAUAUGCUUGCAGGCUGGCCCUUCCUAGAUUUGAACCAUUUUUAAGCGUGUCCUUAGUUUGCAGGUAGUCCCAAAGCCAUAAGUAUCCACCAUGGCUUCUUAUUGGCAUGACUUUACAGUCUCAUUGCACCAACUGCAAAAUCAAACCAAAUAAUGCCUUAUAAUGAUGCAGCUCAGAGGAAGUAAUGUGUCCCCACACCCCGACAGUGCCGCGCAGCCUCCAGUGAGCGAGAUGCCACAUCUCGCUUCCGUUUUGCAGUACAGGGAUGUUUUUUUGCUGCCUAAUGUAAAUAUAUCACUAUGUCAAAGCAGGAGUGGGCUUGGCCCCCUCCUGAACCUUCCACAGGGCCCCUUUUGUAACUGAAUUAUUUUACAAGUAGCCAAUGCUCUUACUGUUUACAGUGUUCCUAGUGUCCGUGUCUCUGUCACUUUCCUCCUGUCCCUCCAGGAGGAUAAGGUCAACUAUAUGAAAUUUUGGUAUUUUAGUUUCCUGCAGGUUAAGUAAUACACAAAAUUCAUUGUUAUUGUAAACUACAAAUUCUGUCUCAGAGGUCUCCCUAACCUGUCCUCACCCUGAGCACAGGUCCAUGAAAAUUUGACAUGAAAAAGUAUAAAACAAAACAUCUUGUAAAAUGUGUAAACAUCUUGUAAAAUCUCAAGAAGUUGGCCCCAUGCCUGUGCUUUAGGACCCUGGGAACCAGCCAUCAGGCCAAACUGAGCUCCCUUCUAAGCCAAAGGAGAACACCUAAGACUAACAGUUUCCCCUGCCUUCUGGUGGGCACCCAGGAGCCAAGGAUGUGUGUGAAUUUCACUGCCCUGAACACAGAAGGCUCAGGCGCAGGUGGGACUGCCCCUCCCACUUUCUUUGAGCCAGCAAAUGUAGAAGUGUGUAUCUGCUUACUGCCUGACCCCAAACGCUGUCCAACCUUGAGAGAGAGGGCUGUAUUAGAGGAAAGAAAAAAAAAAAAAAGACAGAAGAAAACAAACUGAUCCCUGGGCUGUGCUCAGAAUAACAACAAAUUAAAGGAAAUUGGCAAGAAAGAGCAGUGGAAAAUGUUUGUUUUGGAGGGACCCACUUACACCUGUAGGGUAGCAGGUGCAGGCAAAGCCAUCCAGAUAUGAUGGAUAAGGAAAGAAGGUUUGGCCAGCAGGACUGCAGACACCUGCCUAUUGACUGCAACAAAGAUUAAGCUGGUAUCCUACAGCAGCGUUGUGCUUUCUGAAUCCAGACAAGCAUCCGAGAGCCAUGACAAAGUUCGUGUCUCUGCAGCAUGACUCAGGCCAAACUAUAGCAGUGAAAUCAAUGGGAAAGACACUUUGCAGACCUUUUGCAUUACUGAUGUGUUGUGAAAGGUUUUCAGAAGGUCAGAAUUUCUUUGAACAGUAUCCACUCUGCCUUCCUCCUAUCUGUGUAAAUAAUUAUAAAAGCUUUAAUUACCAUGAUGAAGGCCCUAGACAAAGGCAAGCCCACCUUCAGAGUAGACCACAUACCCUGAUGAAGUAUUAUUCCUACCUUCAUGUGCACUGCUGGUUCAGAAAUCAAAUAUCAAACUAGUCAAGGACAGAGGAAAGGAAUAAGCAGAAACCAAAAAUGGCAAAUAGGGGGAAAUCUCAGGAAUCUGGCAUCACAUCAUUCCUCAAGACCUGUCACUGAAUCCACAAUGCUCUGAUCUUGUGUGCUGGUGCACAAGUUCCCCGGGUAGUGUGCAGGUUGGACCCCAGACGGGAACUCGCAGGUAGAGGCCUCCCUGCUGUCCUCCCUGAUUCUCGCUGACUGCAGCCUGUGACUCCCGCAGUGUAUCUCCUGUAUUUUAUAUUUAUUGAUGUCUGCUCUGUAAAUUCAUUUCUUUAUACCUAAUAAACUUUAAUAAGGGGAAAUGCUUCCAUAAUUGUUUCCCUGUUUAAAAAAAAAUAAAUCUAUGGUCAUCAAUACUAA